GACAGAGGCCACAUUAUGAGCGAGUGAAUGAAAAGAGGACACUACUUGACUCUGCUCAUAUCCUCUCUUCGUAACCGUAACCCUCCUCCGUUAGCGCCGCCACCUUCAUUCCAUUUUCGCGGCGUCUCCUCCUCUUCCAGAUCUCCGGCCACCGCCAUGCCUGGACCAGACGCUCUCGAUUUGGAGUGGCCGGCGAAGCGCGUCAGAGACACCUUCGUCAACUUCUUCAAGGAAAGCAAGAACCAUGUGUACUGGCAGUCUAGCCCUGUCGUUCCCUUCAACGACCCCACCCUCCUCUUUGCCAACGCUGGUAUGAACCAGUUCAAGCCAAUAUUUCUGGGAACUGCUGAUCCAAACACUGACUUGAGCAAGCUGUCUCGUGCUUGCAAUACCCAAAAAUGCAUACGAGCUGGUGGUAAACACAAUGAUCUUGACGAUGUAGGAAAAGAUACCUACCAUCACACCUUCUUUGAGAUGCUCGGCAAUUGGUCGUUUGGGGAUUACUUUAAAACAGAAGCCAUUGGCUGGGCGUGGGAACUUCUAACCAAAGUUUAUAAAUUACCAUCAGAUCGGAUUUAUGCAACCUAUUUUGGUGGUGAUGAGAAGGCUGGUCUUGCCCCUGAUACUGAGGCUAGAGAUAUAUGGUUACAGUUUUUGCCACCUGGACGGGUGCUUCCUUUUGGCUGUAAAGACAAUUUCUGGGAGAUGGGUGAUACUGGUCCUUGUGGACCUUGCACAGAAAUACAUUUUGACAGAAUCGGUAACCGUGACGCUGCAUCAUUGGUUAAUAAUGAUGAUCCUACCUGCAUUGAGAUAUGGAACCUUGUCUUUAUUCAGUUCAAUAGGGAGGCUGAUGUCUCUCUUAAAUCUCUGCCUGCAAAGCAUGUUGAUACAGGAAUGGGUUUUGAACGAUUGACCUCUAUACUACAGAACAAAAUGAGCAAUUAUGACACCGACGUCUUCUUGCCUAUCUUUGAUGCUAUUCAGCUGGCAACUGGUGCUCGGCCAUAUUCUGGGAAAGUUGGAGCAGAUGAUGCAGAUAAAGUUGACAUGGCAUACAGAGUUGUUGCCGAUCACAUCAGAACUCUGUCAUUUGCUAUUGCUGAUGGGUCUCGCCCUGGUAAUGAGGGCCGUGAGUAUGUUCUGAGGCGUAUACUCCGUCGAGCUGUUCGGUAUGGACGUGAAGUGCUAAAAGCUAAAGAGGGAUUUUUCAAUGGGCUUGUAAGCGUUGUGGUGAAUGUGAUGGGUGAUGUUUUUACUGAGCUAAAACAACAGGAAGCGCACAUUAGGGACAUAGUUAAAGAGGAGGAGGAAAGUUUUGGCAGAACAUUAAUUAAGGGGAUUGAAAAAUUUGAGUCAUCUGUUCGACAUGUUCAGGGAAAGCUUCUGAGUGGGGAGGCAACAUUUGUCUUGUGGGAUACAUUUGGGUUCCCGUUAGAUCUGACUCAGUUGAUGGCUGAAGAAAAGGGAUUACUUGUUGAUGUGGAAGGUUUUAAUAGUGCCAUGGAAGCUGCAAGAGAGAGAUCAAGAAAUGCUCAAACAAAGCAAGCUGGUGGUGCCAUUGUCAUGGAUGCUGAUGCUACCUCUGCAUUGCACAAAAAAGGCAUUCUCCCAACAGAUGAUAGCUUCAAAUAUGUUUGGUUCAAGGACCAUCAGAGUGGGGUAAAAGCAAUAUAUACUGGUUCUGAGUUUGUGGAUUCUGUUAAUACUGAUGGUGACAUCGGUGUUAUUCUGGAAUCUACAAGCUUCUAUGCUGAGCAAGGUGGUCAGAUUUUUGACACUGGAUCACUUGAGUGUCAACAUGCUUCAUUUCAAGUUCGUAAUGUUCAAGUUUUUGGAGGCUUUGUCCUUCACAUUGGUAAUGGAACUGGUAUCUCUGUUGGUGACAAAGUAGUAUGUAAGGUUGACUAUGGAAGACGUGCCCUUAUAGCCCCAAACCAUACCUGCACACACAUUUUAAAUUUUGCUCUUCGGGAAGUACUAGGUGAUCAUGUUGACCAGAAAGGAUCUAUUGUUCUUCCUGAAAAAUUGAGAUAUGAUUUUUCUCAUGGCAAGCCUGUUGAUGCUGAUAACUUGAGGAGAAUCGAGUCAAUUGUUAAUGAGCAAAUAAAAGCUGAAUUGGAUGUAAAUGCAAAGGAGGUUACUCUUGCCGAUGCCAAGCGAAUCAAUGGUUUGCGAGCUGUUUUUGGAGAAGUCUAUCCUGAUCCGGUUCGAGUUGUAUCAGUUGGAGAAAAAGUUGAGGAUCUCCUUGCUGAUCCCGGGAAUGAUAAAUGGUUAUCGAUAUCAUCAGAAUUAUGUGGCGGUACCCAUAUUUCAAACACACGUGAGGCUAAAGCCUUUGCACUUUUGUCUGAGGAGGGAAUUGCAAAAGGAAUCCGCAGAAUAACAGCUGUUACAACUGAGCGUGCUUAUGACGCAAUGAAAACGGCCGAUGAAUUUGAGCAGGAAGUAGAUCAUGCAGCUAAAUUAGAAGGAAGUUUGCUGGAAGAGAAAGUUUCAUAUCUGAAAAGCAAUGUGGAAACAUUAUCAAUUCCAGCAGCCAAGAAAGCUGACAUCAAGACCAAGAUAGCCCGGCUUCAGGAUCAAGUGAGAAAAGCACAAAAGCAGGUUGCCGAAGAGAACAAACGUAAAGCUGUAACAAUCACAGUUGAGAAGGCUGAACUCGCUGCUUCAGACGGGAAAAAAUUCUGCAUAUCUCAUGUUGAUGUUGGUCUGGAUGUAGCUGCAGUUCGUGAGGCCGUUACGAAAGUCAUGGACCAGAAGGGGUUAUCCGUGAUGGUUUUUAGCACUGAUAAAUCUACCAACAAGGCUGUUAUUUGUGCUGGGGUUCCGGAGAAAGGAGAUAAAGGUAAGCUAGAUGUGUCAGAGUGGCUGAGUAAUGCUUUGGAGCCACUAAAAGGGAGAUGUGGUAAAGGAAAAGGUGGUCUUGCAACAGGACAGGGUACCGAUGCUUCACACGUAAAUGAGGCUAUGGACUUUGCUACAAAAUUUGCAUCCAUGAAAUUAACUUAAUGGUAUAUGUGGUGAAUGCAUUAUCUUUCGUAUAAUCAUUCAGAAGGAAGGGGGCUUUGUGGUAACUAUUAGAUCAAGAUCACAGAUUUCUAAUUUUUGUGCCUGAUAUUUUCUUGGGUUAUUGCCUUAGAGUUUUUUUAUUAUUAUAGAAGCAUGUAUUAUUUCACAAUACAUUAGAAAUUGCUUUGAUGUUAGCAGGCAAUAUAUUUUCAGAUAUUCUGAAAAUUUAAACCUUUAGCUUUGUUGUUAUUUGAUUUGAACAUGUUGAUUUUACUGUACAUCAACGAUUGUGUUCAUUGCAAUUUUUCCAUUAGAAACUUUGUAUUUAA
Lotus japonicus is the source of this 3341-nucleotide messenger RNA. Its product is annotated as alanine--tRNA ligase-like. NCBI's taxonomy places the organism in Eukaryota, Viridiplantae, Streptophyta, Magnoliopsida, Fabales, Fabaceae. Gene Ontology annotation, biological process: tRNA modification; alanyl-tRNA aminoacylation. The record is from RefSeq and is a predicted model, not a curated record. Gene Ontology annotation, cellular component: mitochondrion; chloroplast; cytoplasm. Bases 28 to 3012 code for a protein of 994 amino acids. The transcript has 23 exons. Gene Ontology annotation, molecular function: aminoacyl-tRNA deacylase activity; nucleic acid binding; amino acid binding.